Molecule: messenger RNA, 2768 nt
Organism: Paramormyrops kingsleyae
Lineage: Eukaryota; Metazoa; Chordata; Actinopteri; Osteoglossiformes; Mormyridae
Source: RefSeq, a predicted model, not a curated record
CUGAACGCUUCAGCCAAUAAGCUGGAGAGCCUGCCCUCCUCCAGCCUAUCAGAGGAGAGCCGGAGCACGCUGCAGGAGCUGUACCUGACCAAUAACCGGCUGAGCGACAAGUGCGUGCCUCUGCUGACGGGACACGGACACCUGCGUGUUCUACACCUGGCCUACAACCAGCUGCAGAGCUUCCCCGCCAGCAAAAUGGCCAAGCUGGAGGAGCUGGAGGAGGUGGACCUGAGCGGGAACUGGCUGAAGAGCAUCCCCACCACGAUUCUCGGCUGCAAGAGAAUGCACACGGUCAUCGCCCACUCCAACUGCAUCGAGGUCUUUCCCGAGGUCAUGCAGCUCAUGGAGAUGAAGUGUGUGGACCUGAGCUGCAACGAGCUGAGCGAGAUCACCCUGCCCGAGAACCUGCCCCCGAAGCUGCAGGAGCUGGACCUAACAGGCAACCCCCGCUUGGCGCUGGACCACAAGACGCUGGAGCAGCUGAACAACAUAAGAUCCUUCCGGAUUGACCAGUCGCCGUCGUCCUUCUCGGCCACCGAGGCCUCAGGAGCUCCCGCAGUGUGGAGUCAUGGCUACACGGAAGCUUCCGGAGUCAAAAACAAGCUCUGCGUGGCCGCCCUGUCGGUGAACAGCUUCGGCGAGAACCGCGAGGCGCUCUACGGGGUCUUCGACGGCGACCGCAACGUGGAGGUGCCAUACCUGCUGCAGUGCACCAUGAAUGACGUGCUAGCGGAGGAGCUGCACCGGGGCAAGACCCAGGAGGACUAUAUGAGGAGCACCUUCCUGGUGACACAGAGGAAGCUGGGCACUGCGGGCCAGAAGCUGGGCGGCUCGGCCGCUCUCUGCCACAUCCGGCACGACCCCCUGGACCCAGGGGGCUGCUUCACCCUGACGGCCGCCAACGUGGGCAAGUGCCAGGCCGUGCUGUGCCGCGACGGCAAGCCCCUCCUCCUUUCGGCGCUGCACAACGUGGGCGUGGCCGAGGAGUACCAGCGGGUGCGGCAGAACAAGGCCAUCGUCACCGAGGAUAACAAAGUCAACGGCGUGACGGAUUCCACGAGGAUUAUGGGAUACUCCUUCCUGUACCCGUCGGUGAUCCCGCGACCUCACGUGCAGACGGUGACGCUGACACCGCGCGACGAGUUCGUCAUCCUGGGCAGCCGGGGCCUGUGGGAGAGCGUGUCACCGGCCGAAGCCGUGGAGGCCGUCCGCAACGUGCCCGACGCGCUCGCCGCCGCCAAGAAACUCUGCACGCUUGCGCAGGCCUACGGCUGCAGCGACAGCCUGAGCGCCGUAGUGGUGCAGCUCAGCGUGGCUGAGGACUGCUGCUGCUGUUGCUGCCGCGAGCUGCCCGCCCCCCCCAGCCCCAGCCUCUUCCCGGCACCGGCCCGCGACUCCCUGCCCGCCCCCCCGACGCCGUCACCCUGCAGCGAGGCUAGCAGCGAGGUGUCCGCGUCGGAGAUGAGCAGCGAGGUGGGAUCCACGGCUUCGGACGAAUUGCAACAGGGCGCGCUGUCGCAUGACGGCCACACGGGGGCGCCAUUCACACAAGAGCUGCGCGGCGGUGGCGGUUGCACCCUGCACCCCGUCUGCCCAGCCGACUCCUUCCAGCGGCAACUCUCUAGCGCCACCUUCUCCAGCGCCCUCUCCGACAACGGCCUGGACAGCGAGGAUGAGGAGCCCAUCGCCGGUGUCUUCUCCAACGGCAGCCGCGUGGAGGUGGAAGCCGACGUGCACUGCCUCCGCCGCCGAGAGCGCCCCCAGGCCGCGCAGGUGCCGCCCCCCACGCCCACCCCCGAGUCCCAGGACAAGGGUGAGGCUGAGGAAGGAUGUGUGGCCGAACCCCUGAAGAGGGCGGGGCAGGCGAGCAAGAGGCGGGGAAACGGCUCGGUGGCCCCCCAGGAGCGAAGCCACAACCUGAUCGAGGUGGUGGCCGAUGCCCCAGCCAGGAAACCUGGGGGCUACUUCGCUGCCCCGGCACAACCAGACCCUGAUGACCAGUUCAUCAUUCCACCAGAGCUGGAGGAGGAGGUCAAGGAGAUCAUGAAGCAGCACCAGCAGGAACAGCAGCAGCAGCAGCAGCAACAACAGCAGCAGCAGCAGAAGCCCCACCCCUCAGAGCAGCCAAAUGAGCCCUGUGACACGCCCCUCUGAGAGGACACACCCCCUGAGAGAGGACACACCCCUCUGAGAGGACACGCCCCCUUAGAGAGGACACACCCCUCUCCCCUCCAAUGAAUGAUUCCACCAUUCAAAGCUGUCUGUAGACACUUGUGACUAGCUGCUCUGAGAAACCUCUAAACUCUAGUCGUCCCCCCCCCCAGAAAUACAGCCUGCAGCCCGGAGGGUGAAGCGGGACACGGGAUGCGUGUGGAACUAACUCCUGAAGAUAACCUUAACCCGAUCCGCAGGACUCCCAUCUGACCAACACUAGCUCUCAUGCUUUAUCGCUUCACAGAUAUCGGCGCAUGGUGGACAGGGACCUAGUUUUACAUAUCGAUUUUAUACGACAGAAAUGACGCUGAAAAGCACUUUAAGAAAACCUUUUAUGUUAAACGAAGAUGUGAGUGGAUGGUACAUAUCGGUGAUACCAUGCUUAACUGUUGUAGAUAGGGCACUUAAUAAUACUGUAUUUCUUCAGUCAACCAUGGCUUUCUGCCUGUGAAAAGUCAUAGAAAUUUGUAGAAAUUCAAAGACUAACUCCUAGGAGUUGCUUACUCUUUAAUGUGACUUAGUCACUGUACUAAUCUUCUCUGAGAGAAAACGUG